AGAGGAAAACAAAAUCCCGGCGAAGAAGAAGAGCUGAGAUUUGGAGCUCAAAAGUACUUCACUUUGCAAUUCGCAUCGUUGACUACGAUUUUGCAUCACAGAACCUUCCUUCAAUCUUCGUAUCAAACUUGGGGCAUACGUUUGAACAAUCCCACUUCUUGUUCUCAGAGAUUCAAAUCCAGUUACCCAAUCUCUCUCUCUCCACAAAGCUUUUGAAAUUCUCUUCAACGAUGGCUUCCAUCUAUUCCUGUACAGAAUGCGGAACUAAUCUCAAUCUCAAUUCCACUCAUCUCUUCCCGCCUGAUUUCUAUUUCGAGGCCGGAAACAAGGGAACCCUUUCGUUUUCCUUCAUCGACUCCACCAAGUUCCGUCUCGAGAAAGAGGACAAGCUCCGACCAUUCUUCGAGACUCUCAACUAUUGGGGAAUCCAGCGUAAACGGACCAAGCUCAAGUGCAACUCAUGUGGGCAUCUUGUCGGCUAUGUUUACGAUGAUGGCCCCCCUCUUACUGAUAGUCCAGGUCAGUUCCACUUCGGACCUAGCCAAGUUAUUCCCCGAGCUCCUAGGUACAGAUUCAAGAUCAAGGCUCUUCGGAUUACCUCAGAGAGUUGAAAUAUUUUGACUAUCGCACAUUAGGGUUUGAAAGUUUAAGAAUUGAGACUGUUUUUGCCAUGGGGUUCGUGAAUUCUGUCUAUAUUGUCAAUACACACUACUGUACAAAUAUGUUGAACUUCAAUAGAAUGCUUGUGAAAGGUUCUGUUCAUUUUAUUGCUUUUGAUACAGGAAUAAAACUCGUUUUGUGCUUUGCUAU
Cucumis sativus (cucumber) is the source of this 810-nucleotide messenger RNA. RefSeq lists its product as uncharacterized. The transcript has a single exon. The record is from RefSeq and is a predicted model, not a curated record. NCBI's taxonomy places the organism in Eukaryota, Viridiplantae, Streptophyta, Magnoliopsida, Cucurbitales, Cucurbitaceae. Bases 231 to 611 code for a protein of 126 amino acids.